This is a messenger RNA of Acytostelium subglobosum LB1, 792 nucleotides long. RefSeq lists its product as hypothetical. Lineage: Eukaryota; Evosea; Eumycetozoa; Acytosteliales; Acytosteliaceae. The record is from RefSeq and is a predicted model, not a curated record. The transcript is spliced from 3 exons. The coding region runs from base 1 to 792 and encodes 263 amino acids.
AUGAUAUCAUUAUUACUUAUUGGAUUCUGUGUAUUCUGGUACAUGGUCAUCUAUUGUCUACUGAGUGUAUUACUCUAUCACUUCAAGUUCAGGUCAUCAAAGCUAUUCGUAUUCGAUGAGAUUGUAAUAUCAACAUCGUUCAACAUCAACAUCACUCAUUCAUUCAAUGAUUAUCCUGAUCAUAGUCAUGGCAACAGCAGUAGCAGCAGUAGUAGUGAUGGUGCUACACCAAAUGGUUUAACAACAAACCAUUUAACACCAACGGAUGGUACUAUCAAGGACUUGGCCGAGACGAAUAGGGUGAUGGAAGCAUUGGCACAAAAGUAUCCUGGACAUAUAGUGAAGCCAGGCCUCAACUACGACCAAUUCAUUUGGUUCAACUAUGGAGGCUCGGUGUCCAAGAUCAUGAUAGUGCACUCAUCCAUCACAGAGUUGGUGGCCGUCAUCAAAUUCCCAUUUGCCUCGAGCACGUUGUAUAGUGCACCGUUGCCUCAAGAGACCUACUCAUUCAUCAUGCGUGGCGACUGUCUGACGUGUACCGACGCCAGUACACUGGCAUUGCCACGACGCCAAUUCGAGCACUUCUUCAUCCCAACCAUGAACUCAUUUGCUCUCUCCGUUCCACAGCAAUGCACCAUGCUCGUAUACGUUCGUGGCAUACUUCCCUUUGCCAUCCUACGUCUGCUACUUGACUGUUUCUUCCGUUCAUUAGAUUUCGUUCAGUUGUUCAAACUACUAUGGUGCAUAUCGCGAUACACAUUGAAUGAACUGAUUUGGAAUCAGAAGAUUUGA